AACUCCACUCUCCGCAUCAUACUAAGAUAUCAACAACAUCCGACUGCAUCUGAAAUCCAAGAUACGAGUCAAUCAAGCACAAAAAUCGCCAACAUGACCUCCCAAGGCCCACCACCAAUUCGCUACUACGACGUCCCCAAUUUCACCUUCCACAAUGGCGACACAUUGCCCAAUGUCCGCCUUGCCUACCAAAUCUUCAACCCACGACAAGAAAAGAUAGCUGUAGUGCACACGUGUUUCCGAGGCCGUCUGUCCACAACACUGACAUACGCCGACUACGCGCUGCGCGACUACAAAGUAAUCGUGAUCGCUUUACUCGGCAACGGGGAGUCGUCCUCGCCCUCAAACACCCCCAGCUUCCCUGCUAAUCUCGAGUACAUGGACUGCAUCAAAGCGCAGCACAAGCUGCUCGCCGAGGAGCUGAAAAUCGAGCAAGUGGAUGUCAUGCUCGGCUUCAGCAUGGGCGGACAGAUUACGUACCACUGGAUCACGACGCACCGGUCGUUUGUGAAGAAUGCGGUGAUCGUGUGUUCAUCUGCCAAGACGUCGAGACAUAACUUCCAGUUCUUGGAGGGUCCGAAGACAGCGCUGGUGAAUUCGAAGAAUGCUGAGUCGGGGAUUAGGGCAUUUGGGAAGGGGUAUUCGGCAUGGCUGACCAGUGCGGAGUGGUUCGAUCAGGAGCUGUAUAAGGAAAUGGGAUUUGAGAGUUUGGAGGCGUGGGACGAGAAUGCGACAUACAAGGGGUAUGAGGGUUGGACGGGAGAGGAUUUGUUGGCGAUGUUGGGCAUGUGGCAGCGAGGUGAUAUUACCAGGUGCUGGCAGAGUUCAGAGGGUGAUCUGAUCAAGGCGUUGAAGCACAUCGAUGCGAGAGUGCUGCUCAUGCCGUGCGAGACGGAUCAAUACUUCCGUCCAAGGGCCAACGAAGCGGAAGUGCAGCACCUGAAAGGCGGUCGUGUCGCGGUUGUGCCCAGUAUCUGGGGUCAUAUCGCGGGUGGUGGUGCUAACGAGAAGGAUGUCAGAUGGAUGGAAGGAAAGAUUGCAGGUUUUCUGAACGAUGGUCCUGCCUCAUGAAGAUGGCGAUACAUGAUCACUAGUCUACAGUGUAUGUGUCAGGGCGAAAAUGCAACAGCAAGUGUACAUACGAUUUAUUUCAUGCGAUACUUGCACCCGGAA
This is a messenger RNA of Didymella exigua CBS 183.55, 1173 nucleotides long. RefSeq names its product alpha/beta-hydrolase. NCBI's taxonomy places the organism in Eukaryota, Fungi, Ascomycota, Dothideomycetes, Pleosporales, Didymellaceae. Gene Ontology annotation, biological process: biosynthetic process. Gene Ontology annotation, molecular function: acyltransferase activity, transferring groups other than amino-acyl groups. The coding region runs from base 94 to 1071 and encodes 325 amino acids. The transcript has a single exon. The record is from RefSeq and is a predicted model, not a curated record.